Molecule: messenger RNA, 890 nt
Organism: Bradysia coprophila
Lineage: Eukaryota; Metazoa; Arthropoda; Insecta; Diptera; Sciaridae
Source: RefSeq, a predicted model, not a curated record
CAUAUACACGCAUUAUCAGUGCAGUGAUGUUUUUAGACAUAAUUACAAGUUUCCCGGUUUUUAUUGUUGAGCAAUUUAUAUUAAAAAUGGAUGCGCGAGAACCGAUUCCGGUUCUACUGAAACGGUUUAAUGUCCGGAUACCGAUGAUCAAUAAAAUUCCCUACAUUGGCCUCAAAUGGGCUGGAGUAAUGAUAGGUGUCCUAACAGCGAUGACCUACACCGGUCUACUAAUUUGGGCACUGUUGCCACCAACGAAAUUGGCUAUAUUACCUGCUUUGAACCUAAUUUGGAGUAUUCUCUUGAUCAUUGGAAUUGUGAUGAAAAAACCGAUGCUACUUUUACCAGCGCUGGGCUCCUCAGCUCUUGCCAUUGCUGUGGUGGCGCUAUUUGUGAUAAUCGACGGAUUUAUUUUCAUAGUUUUGGUUACGGUUGAGUGGAAGUUUUCCAACUCUGAAUAUCUUCAAGGUCUUGUAAUGAGCCAAGUGGGUGCAUUCGAUUGGAAAUGGGCCCUGUAUGACUUCUAUUUGCUACUUUGUCUUGCAGUAUUUCUUGCAUAUCUCUGGGUUGUCAUCUAUUCGUUGCUCCGGUCCAUGAGAGGAACUUCAGAGCCUAACGGUAUGGAAUUGGAUAUAAAAUUCAAAUCAGCUCCAGUGGAAAGUGUCAAUGCGUAUCCCAAAUAGUUAGAAAUGGAAGACAUGAAAAACGUCAACUGUGAUCGAAAUCGUUAAAAUUGAAAUUCAAUUGAUUAGACGCGAUGUGGAUGAAGUAGCGGUGUAAGAGGUCAAGGCUUGUGUAAAUAUAUAUUUUUUGUGUGAAUGAAACUGAAUAAAAUUGUUGAUGUUAUGCCGAUAACGAGCACGGAAUAAAAUCAGACGAUACGAUUUCCAUCA